This is a messenger RNA of Parnassius mnemosyne (clouded apollo), 435 nucleotides long. NCBI's taxonomy places the organism in Eukaryota, Metazoa, Arthropoda, Insecta, Lepidoptera, Papilionidae. The record is from the annotation of a GenBank genome assembly.
AUGUUAGAGCAAGGUAUAAUUCGUCCAUCCGAAUCUGCAUGGAGCACUCCCAUCUGGAUAGUUCCUAAAAAAGUUAAUGCUUCUGGCAAGACUAAAUGGCGACUCGUAGUCGACUUUAGGAAGCUAAAUGAAAAAACCGUUAAUGAUAAAUACCCAAUACCGAAUAUAUCGGAUGUACUAGAUAGCAUUUCCUUGCAAGAGCACAUGGUAAAUCUUGAGAAAGUAUUUCAGAAACUGCGGGAAUCCAACUUUAAAAUACUUACUUAUAAAUACGCUUAUUUAGGACAUAUAAUUAGUAAAGAUGGCAUUAAGCCAAAUCCUAGUAAAAUAUCAGCCAUAGAAAAGUAUCCAUUACCCAAAACCGCAAAAGAAAUUAAACAGUUUUUAGAAGAAAUACAUACUAACACACCGAGAUCAAAUGAAAACAGUGUAUGA